CGCGAGUAAACUUACUUGGGAAAACUGUCAAAUAAAUUCUCGUACUAUUGUCAAAAAAUCAAUUAAGUCCUCGUACUUAUUUGGAAAUCAAUUAAGUCCCUGAAGUGUUAAAAAACAUUCAAUUAUGCCAUUUAACCGGUUGUGAUCCGGUUAACAGGUAAACUGUGUACAGUGGCAGUACACAUGGAUUUUUUCCCUCUUUUUCAUUUUAUUUUCUUUCUUCCUCUUCUCUCUCUUUAUUCUCCCCUCACGCGUCUUCUUCCCUGUUCUUUACCCGCACUUAUUUCUGCGUUUUUCCCCCUUUCUUUAUCUUGUUGUUUCUUUCAUUCUCUCUUUCUUUUCUUAUUCUAAUUCUUUCUACAAAAGAACAUCAAUCAUCGCUGCUCAAGUCUUCCUCACCCGCCGCUGGCGGCCAGCCGUCGUCCACAAAACUUCAAAUUUUCUAACUGCCGAUUAGCCGGUAGAUCCGGAUUUCGCGAACCAACGUUGUGUGUCGCUCUUCGCCUGUGAUUUCUUCUAUCUUCCUCUCAUCGUCCACAACCAAAACUUACCUAACUGCCAUCGUACGCCGCUGGUCUCUCAUGUCUUCCUCAACCGCCGACUGUUGGCCACAAUAUCUCCAUCCGCCGCCGCCGCCCAUCCAAAGAAAGAUAAUCGGGAAGACUGGAAAAAAGAAAGAAAAGAACGUGGAAAAGAAAGAAAUUGAGGGAGGGGAAAGAAAGGGCACGGGAAGAAGAAGAAGAAAAGAAAUAAAGAGACUGGUCGCUGCAACUUUAAGGAUGGGAAGAAGAAGUCAGGAAAAGAAUAAAGAAAGAGAAAAAGUAAAAGAAAAAGAAAAAAGUAAUGAACGAAAAAUCAGAAUCAUUGCCACAUGGGUGUCCACGUCACCUAUUACCGGCAACAUUUAUAUCCAACCGGCUAAAUGGCCUAAUUGAGUCUUUUUUAAUACUUUGUGGACUUAAUUGAUUCACAAACAAAUAAGUACGAGGACUCAAUUGACUUUUCGUCAAAAGUACAUGGACCUAUUUGACAGUUUUCCCAACUUACUUUUUUUCAUUUCCUUUCUUUAUUCAAUUUAAUUAUUCUUCUCUCUUCUCACCCAACUGCAUCUUCUUCGUUCUGCAUUAGCUAGCAAGUAGCAACCGGCCAUGGGGACCACCACAUCUCUAUCCAAGAAAAGGUAACCUACAGUUUUACCAAAGACUUCUUGUUCAUCCUCAACCCUACAUCGGCGGCGGAGUGGUGAGAUUUGGUGCUCCGGUGGGCGACUGGGCAAGCAUUGACUGGGUUAGCACACCAUGGUGGAAAUGUUUCCCAAAUUGAAAGCAUUUGGAGAUCCUCAUUCGGCACCCAAUUCACGCAUUCAUUUUAAUGUUGAUAUUCUGAGCAGACCAGUAUACUAAUAAUGUAAUAAUUAGGGAUUACUUAUAUUUUAUUAUUAUAUACAUCCAAUAAAUAAGAAUUUGAAGAUUGAAUAUUUCUCUAUAACAAAUCGAAAAAUCAGGUUACUAAUCUCCAUCAAAAGGUAGAAUAAUGUUCUCAUUCGUGAAGAACACUUCAAAUCCUUACUACCGAAGGUGAUAGAAAGAGGAUAUGGGUGAGUCUUGAACUCUCUGGUCACACUUGUCAACGGCUUCAUCAUCACCACCUUCGCCAAGAAGAAGAUGAACAGUCCAAGAAGCAUAAGAAUAUCAUGUACUGUUGGAGCUUUUGGUUUGGUGAUGGGAGGAUUUGGAUUGAGAGGAAGCAGCUAUAAAACAAGGAGGAUCUUCAUCAUCAUUGGAAUGUGUGGUUGCAUAAUUCAAGCGAUUGCGCCCCCUCUAUAUUAUGUUGCUCUACGUCUGGAGACUGGAAAUCUGGAAUGGGACAGACGUUAAAGCAAUGACACAUUUGGAUUUUGGAUAGCACUGAGAUAGUUGUUUAUUUAAUUAAAUUACUAUACGCAAUACUUGCAGCAUGUUUAUUUAAAUUACGUUAUUCGCCCGAAUGCUCGAUUACUUUUACGUCGUAUGAGUAUGAAAAAGAAAAAUCUAAUUUCG
This is a messenger RNA of Cuscuta epithymum, 2039 nucleotides long. NCBI's taxonomy places the organism in Eukaryota, Viridiplantae, Streptophyta, Magnoliopsida, Solanales, Convolvulaceae. The record is from the annotation of a GenBank genome assembly.